This is a messenger RNA of Saprolegnia diclina VS20, 847 nucleotides long. RefSeq lists its product as hypothetical. The record is from RefSeq and is a predicted model, not a curated record. NCBI's taxonomy places the organism in Eukaryota, Oomycota, Saprolegniomycetes, Saprolegniales, Saprolegniaceae. Gene Ontology annotation, molecular function: heme binding; oxygen binding. The coding region runs from base 47 to 772 and encodes 241 amino acids. The transcript is spliced from 4 exons.
UUUGAUCCUCAAAGCUUCGACAACAGUCGAGUUGGACUCACUGACAAUGGGCGCGUCCAGCUCCAUGAAGAAGGCCGUGACGCUCUCGGCAAAGAUCGUCGACGUCGAGAUCGACGCGUUCGGCGGCUUUAUGUACGGGCUCGCAGACCAGCACGAAGUGCAGCACUACCUCCCGCCGCAGUUUCCCAUCAUCCCGCGGCUGACGCAACCCAACAUUGAGAUUUGCCGGCGCACGUGGGACCUCAUCCAGACUGCUGGCACGGACAAGAUGAAGCAGUACGGGAAGCCCGGCAUCAUCCUCUUCUACGACGAGUUCUUUCACCGCAUCUUCGAGCGCGACGCGACGAUCCGCGAGGUCUUUCCCAAGGUCCAGCAGCGCGCCGAAGUGUUGAUCAAGGCGAUCAGCUUCAUCCUUGCGACCCGCGCUGGGACGCCCGCCAGUGUCGAGGAAACCGUGACGACGUGUCGCUUCCUCGGACACAAGCACCGCUCGUUUGCCAAGGUCCGGCCGCACCAUUUUGCGCAAUAUACCAACACGUGUAUUGAAGUGCUCAUGUACUGGCUCGGCGAGGCCGCGUCGCAUGACGUGGGCAUGGCGUGGAGCCACACUGUCGGGUUUGUGCUGCGGCAUAUCUUAGAGGCCUUUCUCUUCCAGCGCACGGACCCGUACGAGUCGUACCAGGUGACAACGAUCGCAGCCGUGCGCGAGAUCACAGAGUCGUCCGUGGGCUCUGCCUCGCGCACGGAGAAGGCGAGCCGUCUGAACAAGUAGAGUCGCUUGCGUGCUGCCACGUACGGCUCUGAACGUGUGUUUCGAUUGGCCAAAAUGCAUUUUCAUCUGGCCCAA